This is a messenger RNA of Closterium sp. Yama58-4, 1950 nucleotides long. Lineage: Eukaryota; Viridiplantae; Streptophyta; Zygnematophyceae; Desmidiales; Closteriaceae. The record is from the annotation of a GenBank genome assembly.
AUGGAUGCCGCUAAGAGGGCUGUCUUACACCACGCCUCUCCUGCACCAGCCUCCUCGACCACCUCCCCAUCCUCGGUAGCAGCACCUCCAUCAGCAGCCAUUGCAGCAGCACCAGCAGCGGCAGGUGCAGCAGCAGCAGCGGCACCAGCAGCGGCAAGUGCAGCGGCAACAACGGCCUCCACAGCAGCACCAGCAGCGGCACCAGCAGCGGCACCAGCAGCGGCACGAGCAGCGGCCCCAGCGGUUAUCCGCGCCUUCCACACCUCCCUCUCUGAGGACUCCCAUGAGGAGUUCCUUGACCUCCACCUUUCCGACCCCUCCCUCCUCCCCAUCACCUUUGACCUGUCUGGAACACCAGUCUUCGCCUUUUCCUCUGCUCCCUCCAUCUUCGUCCCAACCACGUACGAGGAGGCCAUGGCUUGCCCCGACGCCCCGCUCUGGCUUGCCGCCAUCAUCAAGGAGCUCGAGGCAUUUAUCGCCAACUCCUCCUUCGUUGAUGUCCCUCGCCCUCCCUCCUCUACGAACGUGGUAAAGGGGAAGUGGGUGUUUCGCGUCAAACAGCUACCAGGAGAACCGCCCGUCUACAAGGCCCGGUAUUGCGCCAAGGGCUUCACGCAGCGGUAUGGUUUUGACUUCUUCGACACCUUCUCCCCCACCGCCAAACCUGCUACCGUUCGCGCUGUACUCGACCUCGCCGCUCGCCUCAACAUGGAGAUCCACUCGAUGGAUGUCUCCAACGCCUUCCUGCAAGGCGUACUACGUGAACUCAUUUACAUGGAGCGCCCAGACGGCUUCCACCUCCCCUUCCCCGCCGACUCCGUCUGGCAGCUGCGCCGACCCGUGUACGGGCUCCGUCAGGCACCCAGGGAGUGGCAUGCCAAGCUUGCUGCCACCCUUGCUGAGCUUGGCUUUCGCACCUCCCGCUCUGACGCCAGCCUCUUCCUCCGCACCUCUCCCUCCCCCUUCUACAUCCUCGUCUAUGUUGACGACAUGAUCCUCCUCACCGCCGACCUUGCCGAGCUCGAGACUGUCAAGGCGGAGCUGGGCAGCCGUCUCAAGUGCAAAGACCUGGGAGAGCUGCAGAACUACCUCGGCAUGACCAUCACUCGCGACCGCUCCGCCCGCACCAUCUCACUCUCUCAGGGUCACUACCUCCAGCAGGUCUUGGACCGGUUUGACAUGGCGCGCGGCAACCCCCAGCCCACUCCCCUCUCGGUUGGGCACCACCUCUCCCCACCCUCCUCUCCCUCUCCCUCCUCCCAUCCUUAUCCGGAACUCAUCGGCUCUCUCAUGUACGCCAUGGUUUCCACUCGCCCCGAUCUUGCCUACCCCAUCAGCGUCCUCGCUCGGUUCGUUGGCGCUGGCAAGCACACGGAAGAGCACUGGCAGGCCGCCAAGCGUGUCCUUCGCUACAUUCGUGGCACCAAGGACUAUGUCCUCACUCUUGGCGGCCCUUCCCCACCACACCUCAACGGCUACAGCGACUCUUCCUGGGCUGAUUCUCGACCGGAUCGGCGGUCCUCUCAGGGCUAUGGCUUCUCCCUCGGCAGCGGUCUCAUCAGCUGGCGGUCCACACGCUCCUCUGCCGUCGCCCUCUCCUCCUGCGAAGCAGAGCUCUAUGCUGCGACCAUGGCCGCGCAAGAAGCACGCUGGCUCACCUUCCUCCUUGAUGAGCUCGGAGCCCCCCAACGCUGUCCCACCAUCUGGUGUGACAACGCCAGCACCAUCCACCUCACCAAGGACGCUGUGUAUCAUGGGCGCUCAAAACAUAUUGAGCUUCGCUACUUCUUCAUUCGCGAUCUCGUUGAGGCCGGCCACAUUCGUCUUGGCAAAAUCGACUCGGCAGCCAACCUCGCCGACAUCUUCACCAAAGCUCUUCCCCUAGCGUCCCACUCCUUCCUGUUGCGUCUCCUUGGGCUCACCCCGCCACCAGUUUUGGCGGCCUCCUGA